AUGUCUGCUCUCACUGAGCUCGCGGCUAUCGCCUCCACUGAGGCUCAAAAGCUCACCAACUACAUCACAAGCAACAACCUCCCUCUGCCCAGCUUCGAGGUCGGCGCCCCGGGCGAGCUCCCCAUUCCCUCAACGGAUGAGGACCUCCAGGCUUCCCGCAUCAGACUGCUCAAGGCCGCACAAGACCUCCAGGCUCUUGCUCUCGGCCCCGCUGAGGACUUGAGGUGGAAGGCAUGGAACCAGUACAAUGACAACAUCUCCCUCCACGCGAUCAUGCACUUCCGCCUCCCUGAAGCCGUCCCCGUCAAUGGCACCGCCACCUUCGCCGAGAUCUCCCAGAAGACCGGUCUCAAGGAGCCCCUGGUCAUGCGCUUCGUCCGCCACGCCGCCAUCUACCACGUCUUCAAGGAGGUCUCUUCUGGCGUCGUCGCCCAUACCGCUGGCUCCGUCGCCCUCCUGGACGGCUCCUCCGUCCGCGACUGGCUCGACAUGACCUUCGAAGAGUGGGGCCCCGCCUCUGUCAACGCCGUCAAGCAGCUCAUCCAGAGCCCCGACAGCGGUGAGCAGAGCGACGCCGGCUUCGCGCUUGCCUUCGGCGGCCAGACCAUCUUCGAGUUCCUGGCACAGCGCCCCGACCGUGCGCGCGUGUUCGGACUGUCGAUGAGCAACUUCUCCAAGGGUGCCAGCCACAAGGUCGAGCACCUCAUUACCAACUACGACUGGCCCGCUCUCGGCGAGAGCACCGUUGUUGAUCUUGGCGGCUCCCACGGCCACAUCUCCCUUGCCAUCGCCGCUGCGCACCCCAAGCUCAAGUUCGUCGUCGAGGACCUCCCCGGUACUACCGCCCAAGGCGAGGAAAUGCUGCCCGCCGAGUACAAAGACCGCAUCUCUUUCAUUGGCCACAACCUCAACGACCCGCAGCCCUACCACGGCGCAGACCUCUACAUGUUCCGCUCGGUGCUGCUCAACUGGCCCGACCAGUACGUCGUCAAGUUCAUCAAGAACCUCGUCCCCGCGCUCAAGCCGGGGGCCAAGGUGCUUAUCAACGAGGGCGUGCUGCCGCAGCCCGGGGAGGUCAGUGACUGGGACUACAAGGUGCUUACGUCGCUGGAUCUGUGCAUGUUGGCCAUGUUCAACAGCAAGGAGCGCACGGUCGAGGAGUGGGAGGGUCUCUUCAAGGAGGCGGAUCCCAGGUUUGCGUUCCAGUAUGCACGGAAGCCCGAGGGCUCGCUGCUGUGGAUCAUCGAGGCGGUGUGGCAGCCUACUCCGAGCCCGUAG
Messenger RNA from Paraphaeosphaeria sporulosa, 1278 nucleotides. Its product is annotated as S-adenosyl-L-methionine-dependent methyltransferase. Gene Ontology annotation, molecular function: O-methyltransferase activity. The record is from RefSeq and is a predicted model, not a curated record. The coding region runs from base 1 to 1278 and encodes 425 amino acids. The transcript is spliced from 2 exons. NCBI's taxonomy places the organism in Eukaryota, Fungi, Ascomycota, Dothideomycetes, Pleosporales, Didymosphaeriaceae.